AUGAUAUCUAGACGUUAUCCAUACCAACUUGGUAAAGAUAUUCAAAAAGGAAUCAACACAAAUCAUAUUGCGUUUGCUGAUAAACAUCUUUCCGAGUUUCCAUUGGAUUUGGUAUCAGGUUUAUCUCUCUAG
Messenger RNA from Entrophospora sp. SA101, 132 nucleotides. The record is from the annotation of a GenBank genome assembly. Lineage: Eukaryota; Fungi; Glomeromycota; Glomeromycetes; Entrophosporales; Entrophosporaceae.